AUGCCAACAUAUACAUUUCACCUCUACCAGACACAGGACGCUGACCACAACUUGCCGCCAAGGCGGUCUGAUGAUUUGGAGGCUCACGUUACGUCUCGUGUUUCUGCCAAGGUGGAGGCUGUCGAAGGCUUCACAGCAGAACUGCGUGUUUUGGUGGAGGAGCGCUUACUGAUCGCUUUGGCGGAGUUGGAGCAGCAGGUGCCACAGCUGUGCCGUCAACAAGAGCUGCAGGCUGCAGAUGCCGCUGAAAGGGCGGGAAAGCUGCAGGAGUACGAGGUGCGCUUGGAGAUGGUGUCGCGGCGGCUGGGGACACAGGAGGAAAGGUUGCAGAGUUGUUUUGAUCGCUUGGAGAGAGUGCCGCAGCUGCCGCAGCUGCGGAGCCUUUGCCGAGAGGAAGCCCAAAAGCGGCUUGGCGAGGAGCUCCCUUGCAUGGCCCAAGAGCUGUCAAGGCAUCAGGAUCUGCUCGAGGAGGUUCAACUUCAGCUACAAAGAUUCGGAGGACGUUGGCUUGGGCGCAGCCAGGGUAAAGAGUUCAGCUGA
Molecule: messenger RNA, 540 nt
Organism: Symbiodinium pilosum
Lineage: Eukaryota; Dinophyceae; Suessiales; Symbiodiniaceae
Source: the annotation of a GenBank genome assembly